AUGUCGGAUGUUGAUGAAAAUUUAAACGCGUCUUAUGAGGACAUUUCUGAAUCUGUUGUAAAUAUCUUAAAGGAACAUCCACGACAUCUCAGUUUAAUGCAUUUAAAUACCCAGAGUAUGGUGUCCUCUUUCAACGAGUUCCAGGUCUAUUUAUCUCAGUAUCCGAUGGAUGUUAUCACUAUGAGUGAAACCUGGCUCAAGGAAAAUCCCGCACUUUUAGAAUACGUUUCUUUGUCCGGUUACGGAGCCGCAGUGUUUCGAAACCGUGACAAGAUCCGUGGGGGUGGUGUAGGAGCAUAUAUUAGCAACUCGAUCAAGUACAAGCGAAGGAAGGACAUUGAGAAUCUUCAAUCAAAUAUGGAAUAAUUAUGGUUUGAAGUGCCAGGACGAAACAAGCACAGUAAAGCAUUGAUCGGCGUGAUCUAUCGAUCGGAGCGAAUUCAAAGCUCUUCAGAUUGGUUAGAUAGUUUCAAUGAGUCUUUGCUGGGUCAUCUCACCGUAUCGUGGGAUGGCCUGCUUUUAGUUACUGGCGAUAUCAAUAUUGAUUUAUUGAAACCUAAUGAUCUUCUAAGCAAAAAGUAUCAAUCAAUUCUGGAAAUUUUUGGGCUUACUCAACAUGUCGCAAAACCAACACGUGUCACGCAAAAUUCAAAAAUUUUAAUUGAUCAUAUUGUAACCAAUGACCCGCAUUAUGUGGCAGCUACGGGAAUAAUUCCAGCUCCUACGAUCAGCGACUACGAUGCAGUUUUUGCCUGUGUAAAUGUUCGUGUGCGCCGUUUUCAACCUAGAUACAAAUGGAUACGGCUGGAUAGGAAAUUUGUAACCGAAGAAUUUCUUCAAGACUCCGCUAACCUACCGUUUUCCGUAAUAUAUGGAUUAGAAUCACCCGACGACAUGGUAAAUGCACUCAACACUUUGUUUAGUGAAUCUAUAGAGAGACACGCUCCAUUAAAAAGAAUCAAGUUAACACGCCCCCCUGCACCAUGGAUGAAUGCAAAUGAAAUACGAAAACUACAGGCGGAUCGGGACAGACUGCGCUUUGAAGCUCACAAAGCCAACAGUGAUGAUUCUUGGAAGGCCUUUCGAGAAGUUCGCAACAAGAUAAAGUCUGUUAUUAAUAAAACAAAACGAAACUUUAUUAAAACUGCUCUUUCUUCUAAUAGACCAAAGGAGGUAUGGAGAAUGAUACACCGUAUUCUACACCCUAAUAAGAAGCCUCUUCACGCAGAUCUAGAUAAACUCAAUGACUAUUUUAUUAAUACGAACGAAAGGACAUUAGAAACCAAGCCAGCUGCACUAUCAGAUCUACUUGAAUUCAUUGAUUCUCUUUCCGAUGGUACAACGCCACAGCAAUCAUUCUCUUUACGACCCGUUUCGCAUCGUGAGGUGUUGUGCGAAAUUGACAAACUCCGCUCAGACACAUCUACUGGCAUUGAUAAUAUACCGGUUAAGUUUGUAAAACUGGCGAGAAAACAUCUGGCGGGUCCUUUACAAUACAUAAUAAACAAUUGUAUUGCUAGGUCGGCCAUUCCAGAAGCGUUGAAAAUUGCAAGAAUAUCGCCCAUCCCUAAAAUAGAUCAACCUUUGUGCGAGGCGGACUAUAGACCUGUCUCAAUUUUGCCGGCGCCAUCAAAGGUAUUUGAGCGGCUUAAUUGUUUUAAAUCAGAUGAUUGCGUAUAUUGAAGAAAGGGCGUUUCUUGGAGCUACGAUAUCUGGACUUCGAAAAGGGCAUUCGACAACAACUGUGUCGCUGGGCCAUAUUCGAGACGCGUUGAUUCGAGCAUCAAAGAAAGGAGAGGUAACUCUAAUGGUUUACGCAGACUAUAGCAAAGCUUUUGAUACUAUACAGUUCAGGUCUGUUCUGACUAAAAUGCAUGGAUUGGGUUUUUGAAAAUCAUUUCUGCACUGGAUGAUUAACUAUCUUACAAAUAGACAACAGUUGGUACAAAUCCUGACUCUUCCACAGUCCCUAACACUGCUUAGAACGCAAAGGACCAUGGGAAUGCCCCGAGGCGUCGCCGUCGCAUUCCCAUCAUUCAGCGCGCGUUGGGUAAUUCAACGCGCGCGUUACUGAAGCGACUGGGAACGAGUCAGGUACAAAUCAACGAUAGUAAAUCUAGUCUUCUUACCGUAGAAUUUGGCGUACCACAAGGCUCAGUUCUUGGACCGGCAAUUUUCAAUCUAUACGUCGCUGAUUUACAGGAAAAGCUUCAACUACCUUGCUAUCAAUAUGCGGACGAUACAUCGUUUUAUACCCAUUCAAAAGUAUGCGAUCUAGACUCGGCUGUAAAAGAAGUUAAUGAUGCUAUAGUGCGAUUGGUCGAUUAUUCUCAAUGCUCUAAUUUAGGACUGAAUUACUCCAAAACUGACUGGAUGCUAGUUUCCACACCUCAGAUGGCACGUGCUCAUGAUCUGGGUGACCGUACGUUUAGUAUUAAAUGCGGGACAAAUUCCUUGAACGAAUAAAAUGUAAAAAUUUUCUAGGAAUUUAUUUUAACGAGCAUCUUUCAUGGUCCUCACAUGUCGACUAUUUGCUAACUUCUUGUUAUGGAAUACUAGCAGUGUUGAAAAAGAUGAAGAAUUUGACGCCUUUCUAUGUGAGAAAAACACUGGUUGAAAGCCUUGUGCUUUCCAAAAUUGACUAUGCUAGUCCUGUACUCCACCCAUUGCCAAUAUACCAACAAAAACGACUUCAACGCCUCCAAAAUGCAUGCGCGGGUUUUGUGUUAAGGAGAUUUGCAAGACAGGAAGAACUUGCCACCUUGAACUGGCUAGACAUUA
Molecule: messenger RNA, 2781 nt
Organism: Paramuricea clavata
Lineage: Eukaryota; Metazoa; Cnidaria; Anthozoa; Malacalcyonacea; Plexauridae
Source: the annotation of a GenBank genome assembly